AUAGAAAAUAAGAGAUUUGCAUUUAGCGUCAUAGAAAAAUCAAAAAAAUCUAUUUCACGAAAAAGAAAACUCAUGUUUCUUAUGUCGCUGCGCCACCACGUCCACGGCCAGUGUCUCUGCCCUAAAUCAUAAAUUUUUAUUCACUUUUCUGAGUCUAUUAGAUGCUUUAGAAGGGCCUUUAGAUUAAUUUUUGAAGUUUUUAAUUGAAUGAAAAAAAUAGUAUUUCAUUAAAAAAAACAACUUUGUAUUGUUGCUUAUUUUUAACACUUUGUAGCUGAAAAUUUCUUAUCUAACAUUCUUAGUGUUAUUUACUCACCUAUAUAUUUCUUUACUCUUGUUAAAUGUAAACACUGAUAACAAUUUAAGCCAAACUUCUUCAUUGUUCAAGUGAUUCAGUUUACAGUGGAUGUUAAAAUUUCUCAUUUGUUAAAAUGAAAACUACUAAAUUUGUGCGUUUCGUUAUUUUCAUAUUGGUUCUACUUUUGGCUAUAUCACAGGAAGCUGAAGGUCGGAGAAAAAUCCUAAAAGGGCGAAAAGCUGUGACAAGGACGUACUACAGAUAUCCAGCGAUUCCAGCAUGGGCUAUUGUAUUAUUAGUUGGACUUGGGGAAUUAAUUGUUGGAGGGAUUUUAUUCGUAAUUUUGUACUUUUUGGUGGUGGAUCAAGCCCUUAAACCCCGCUAUAUGCGUGCUCUAAGUUCACCACGAUCAACAACACCAACACCGUGAUUUUUUAACACUGUUGUAGUUUUUACUGUAAUAAAUUAGAAUAAAAACCUG
Tribolium madens (black flour beetle) is the source of this 779-nucleotide messenger RNA. RefSeq lists its product as uncharacterized. Lineage: Eukaryota; Metazoa; Arthropoda; Insecta; Coleoptera; Tenebrionidae. The transcript has 3 exons. The coding region runs from base 432 to 728 and encodes 98 amino acids. The record is from RefSeq and is a predicted model, not a curated record.